AUGUCUGACCCGGAGCCUUCGGUGGCGAUCUCAUCCUCGCCCUCUCUCCCGGCCACCGACUCCAAUCCUCUCAAUUACGCUUUCCUCGUCCAUUCCCAAAAGACCCUCACUCAGAACCUCCCUCCUCGUGUCGACAACAAACUACUAGCACGUCAAAAGCGACGUCGAACUAGUCCGGAGGAUCACGCAGUUCUCGAAUCCGAGUAUCGACGAAACCCCAAACCCGACAAGGCAGCCCGCACGAGUAUCGUGAACCGCGUCUCACUCGGCGAGAAAGAGGUUCAAAUUUGGUUCCAGAACCGUCGCCAGAACGAUCGUCGAAAAUCCAAACCUCUCCAGCCUCACGAAUUACUCGGCCCGCGGUCGGGCAUGGUCGAUUCAUCCGGUCAGCCUUCGAGUGAUGAUAACGCGUUGGCGGAGCCGGGGUCUUCAAGUGGGGCAGAGCAGUUUGACAUGCACGACCACCAAGAAAUGGCAUCGAAGUCAUGGCACGGGGGACUCUUGCAGUUUACAGAUGAUUCCGACCCAGUAACUGGAGAGAAAGAUGAACCUGAGCUACCCUCGAGUACCCAAACAAGCGUGGCGACAGAUGUCGCUAACGAAACUCCGCCCACCACCCAGGAAGAGUUUUCCCAAAAUGUGAUCGGUCACUCAGAAGACCCAUCUCUGCAGAUACCGAAGAGGAAGCGUUCGGUAUCGGAUAUCCGGGGCGAGCGAGAAGAUGAGCAACAGUCAGCAAUCAUACAUACCACACCGACCAAGUCACCGCCAUCGCUGCGAUUGUCCAUGUCAUUUGACGGAGAAGCCUUGGUUCGCAAAGAAGGUGAACUCACCCCGUCUCCACCCAAAGGUCGCAAUGCACUCCGCAUCGCGAUGUCGUCGGAUGGAAAGGCAGUCAUUCGCGGCGAGAACGAACCGUCGCCGUCGAAAAACCGCGUGGCGAUGUUCUCAGUUCGCCGGACUAGAAUGUCAAGCCUGCGCCGGAGCAGCAGCGCCAUCUUCCCAGCGACGCCGCGUGCGGGCAUGGCCGAUAAAGAUCGAGCCUUCGGACGGUCUCGCGAUCCACGUAACUGGGAAUCAUUCUGCGACACGGACGCACGAAGCGCCCUGUCAACACCAACCAGUGGGCCGAAUGGUUCCCCGGGUCUUUUCCAAUCUCGCAGUCAGCGUUCAUUACCCCGUAGUGCCUCCGGGCGGCACAGCCUCGCCGUCCAUGCGGACCUGACCAACACACCCAUCUCCCAGUCAAUGGGAGAGAAGCGACGGAAACUAGCCCGGACUGUCUCUUCUCUUGGACGUCUGGAGACGGGCCGGAACAAGGCGAACAUGAACCCAUCAAAGCUGUCGAAGCCUGUGUUUUCCAAGUCUGACAAGCCAGGCCUGGAGCAGGAUCCCGGCGACUCCGAUAAGGAGAACUGGGUUCCAGGUACACGGGCGGCAAAUCUUCGUCGUCGCAAUACUUCACAUACCCCACGACCAGUCCUCCGUGAUGCCAACCGCAACCGCGGUCUUGGCAUCUCGACCAACGGUAAACGCAACCGAUCUCUCCACGCCGGCUCACAGGGCAAAGCCCCGCCAGAGCUUAGUGCAGAGGUCUCGGCCUUCAUGGCCGGUGGCUCAGGGGAGAAUCAAGAAGAUGACCUGGACUGUGUGCAGGGUCUCUUGUCGUUGAGCCAGGGGGCCUGGCGAUAA
Messenger RNA from Penicillium bovifimosum, 1692 nucleotides. Its product is annotated as homeobox domain-containing protein. The transcript is spliced from 3 exons. The record is from RefSeq and is a predicted model, not a curated record. Lineage: Eukaryota; Fungi; Ascomycota; Eurotiomycetes; Eurotiales; Aspergillaceae. The coding region runs from base 1 to 1692 and encodes 563 amino acids. Gene Ontology annotation, molecular function: DNA-binding transcription factor activity, RNA polymerase II-specific; RNA polymerase II cis-regulatory region sequence-specific DNA binding. Gene Ontology annotation, biological process: cell differentiation; regulation of transcription by RNA polymerase II.